AUGGUCGAGUGCUUAUUUUGUGAAAGGGAAUCGACAAAUGAUUGUUUCCCAUCCUGUGAUCGUAUGAGUCGUUGUCAGAAGUUUAGUCGACUGCUCCAAUAUUUAGAAAAAUGCACACAAGGUGAUUUUAAUCUUAAUGUUCUUCAUGGUGCUGUUGAUCGAAUCAAAAUGAUGGACGUGUUUAUGAUGCCGCUUGAUUUUUUUCCGAACGAUUCUUUUGAUGAAAGGAUUCAUGUGAUCGAUAUCGUGGCAAGAGAAUAUCUGGAAAAAGCAUCCGUUGACGUUCGUCAUCUUAUCCCAGCAGAUGUCUCUGGUGAUGGAAAUUGUCUGUAUCAUUCUGUUCUUCUUUUGAUGAACAAUUCUGCAAUGACAACCAGCGAGUUAAGAGUCCGCACUAUAGUCGAACUCAUUACGAAUGAAACGUAUUAUUCGAGUAUGUUUGCUUCCGUUAUUGGUCCAUUGGAUAUAGCUAUCAAAGGUGUGUGCAAAAACAACACAUAUUCGGAAUUAUACGAAAUUAGUGCUCUGUGCACAGUGGUCAGCUGUAACAUACGAAGUGUUUAUCCUGAAAUUGACUUUAGAGCCGAUAUGGCUAUUAUGAAUUCUGUCUUUAAGCCGAUUCCACCGACUAUUGGAAAGUAUGAAAUAAAAAUUUUAUGGUCAAACGUUCGCAGGGAAGCAAUUCUACGGUCAAUGAAUAAUAAUCAUUGGAGUCCGAAUCAUUUCGUUCCUCUAAUGUCGGCAAGUAUACGGCAUGAAUAUGUUGAUGGUAGUCAAAUGAAAUUGAUUAACAAAGUGAGUGAUAAACUCGCAUGUGCAGAUCUGAAUUGUCGUUAUGUUUAUUUCUAUUUUUCACAGACGCCUGAAAAGAAAACAACGAAGAAUAAUCACAAUUCUCAUGUACGGAUUCCUGAAUUUCAGUGUUCACCUAGUAGACGUUUACGUAGCGAAACUAGCACAAACAGUGAUCAUGUUCAAAUCAUCAAUUUAGAUACCAUGAAACAAAAUGAAAUGGAAAGGGAAGACCAGCAUCAAAUGCGACUUAUCACUCUAAAAGAUCGUGCUCGUUUGAGACGGAGUAGUGAGACAGAUGCUCAACGUCAAAAUCGGCUGCGAAGAGAUCGAGAGCGAGCCCGAAGUCGACGAGCUAAUGAAACACAAGAACAACGUCAAGGUCGACUAGAGCAAAAAAAAGAGUAUGCUCGAGCAGCUCGAGUGGAUGAAUCAGAGGAAGAACAUCAAAGUCGACUGGAACAGAAAAAAGAAUACGCUCGAACAGCUCGAAUGAAUGAAUCAGAGGAAGAACGUCGAAGUCGACUGGAGCAAAAAAAAGAGUAUGCUCGAACAGCUCGAAUGGAUGAAUCAGAGGAAGAACAUCAAAGUCGACUGGAACAGAAAAAAGAAUACGCUCGAACAGCUCGAAUGAAUGAAUCAGAGGAAGAACGUCGAAGUCGACUAGAACAGAAAAAGGAAUAUGCUCGAACAAGUCGAGUGAACGAAACAGCGGAAGAAUAUCAGAUUCGGAUUGAUCGUCAAAGAGAACGAAGUCAAUCGAAUAGAACUAAUAAAAAAUUGGAUGAAUUGGCGAUCGACAAUACUUUCGUUCAUCAACAAGGUAUCCAUGAUCAUGCAUAUGGGAAUAACGGCUAUAUAUAUCCUGCUCAUAACUCGAAGAAUGGAAUCGAACGUCACGAUAGUGCCACAAAUAGGAACAAAAUAAAAGAUUCUCUAACUUGGCCAGCACCCGUAUCCAGUGAAUUAAAAGAAGAAUGCUUAAAACAAUUUCUUCAACAGAUGUCUAUGGACAAACUUGCUGAAGUGACCUGUGCAGUCUGUAAUGUUCGUAGUUCAAAACAGCAAUGCAAAAUAGUUCCAACUUCGACAAUAUCUCACAAGGAUCUGCUCAAAGUAUCUGAUGAAUUAAAAGGUUUAAUUAAAAAUAUUCAACUACCAAUUCCAAAACAUUUUACUGGACCUUCCAUUCAAAAUUCAUUACCUUUCUAUUUUGAAAAUGAUAUUGUUCUUUAUAAGAAUGGGGUAUCUCAAGAUAACGAUAUAACUAUGUGUUCGAUUUGUCAAAAUUGUUCUGAUGCUCUUUCCAAAGAGAAAAUUCCAAAAUUCUCAGCAGCGAACAACAUGUGGUUAGGUGAUAUACCUACCCAGUUACAAGGAUUAACAAUCCCAGAACAAAAGGAAUCGACAGAUGGUUGUUGUCCAUCCUGUGAUCGUAUGAGUCGUGGUCAGAAGUUUAGUCGACUGCUCCAAUAUUUAGAAAAAUGCACACAAGGUGAUUUUUAUCUUGAUGUUCUUCAUUGUGCUGUUGAUCGAAUCAAAAUGAUGGAUGUGUUCAUGAUGCCGCUAGACUUUUUUCCGAAGGAUUCUUUUGAUCAAAGGAUUCAUGUUAUCGAUAUCGUGGCAAGAGAAUAUCUGGAAAAAGCAUCCGUUGACGUUCGUCAUCUUAUCCCAGCAGAUGUCUCGGGUGAUGGAAAUUGUCUCUAUCAUUCUGUUCUUCUUUUGACGAACAAUUCUGUAAUGACAACCAGCGAGUUGAGAGUCCGCACUAUAGUCGAACUCAUUACGAAUGAAACGUAUUAUUCGAGUAUGUUUGCUUCCGUCAUUGGUCCCUUCGAUAUAGCUAUCAAAGUUGUGUGCAAAAACAACACAUAUUCGGAAUUAUACGAAAUUAGUGCUCUGUGCACAGUGGUCAGCUGUAACAUACGAAGUGUUUAUCCUGAAAUUGACUUUAGAGCCGAUAUGGCUAUUAUGAAUUCUGUCUUUAAGCCGAUUCCACCGACUAUUGGAAAGUAUGAAAUAAAAAUUUUAUGGUCAAACGUUCGCAGGGAAGCAAUUCUACGGUCAAUGAAUAAUAAUCAUUGGAGUCCGAAUCAUUUCGUUCCUCUAAUGUCGGCAAGUAUACGGCAUGAAUAUGUUGAUGGUAGUCAAAUGAAAUUGAUUAACAAAGUGAGUGAUAAACUCGCAUGUGCAGAUCUGAAUUGUCGUUAUGUUUGUUUCUAUUUUUCACAGACGCCUGAAAAGAAAACAACGAAGAAUAAUCGCAAUUCUCAUGUACGGAUUCCUGAAUUUCAGUCUUCACCUAGUAGACGUUUACGUAGCGAAACUAGCACAAACAGUAAUCAUGUUCAAAUCAUCAAUUUAGAUACCAUGGAACAAAAUGAAAUGGAAAGGGAAGGCCAGCAUCAAAUGCAACUUAUCACUCUAAAAGAUCGUGCUCGUUUGAGACGCAGUAGUGAGACAGAUGCUCAACGUCAAAAUCGGCUGCGAAGAGAUCGAGAUCGAGAGCGAGCACGAAGUCGACGAGCUAAUGAAACACAAGAACAACGUCAAGGUCGACUGGAGCAAAAAAAAGAGUAUGCUCGAACAGCUCGAAUGAAUGAAUCAGAGGAAGAACGUCGAAGUCGACUAGAACAGAAAAAGGAAUAUGCUCGAACAAGUCGAGUGAACGAAACAGCGGAAGAAUAUCAGAUUCGGAUUGAUCGUCAAAGAGAACGAAGUCAAUCGAAUAGAACUAAUAAAAAAUUGGAUGAAUUGGCGAUCGAUAAUACUUUCGUUCAUCAACAAGGUAUCCAUGAUCAUGCAUAUGGGAAUAACGGCUAUAUAUGUCCUGCUCAUAACUCGAAGAAUGGAAUCGAACGUCACGAUGGUGCCACAAAUAGGAACAAAAUAAAAGAUUCUCUAACUUGGCCAGCACCGGUAUCCAGUGAAUUAAAAGAAGAAUGCUUAAAACGAUUUCUUCAACAGAUGUCUAUGGACAAGCUUGCUGAAGUGACCUGUGCAGUCUGUAAUGUUCGUAGUUCAAAACAGCAAUGCAAAAUAGUUCCAACUUCGACAAUAUCUCACAAGGAUCUGCUUAAAGUAUCUGAUGAAUUAAAAGGUUUAAUUACAAAUAUUCAACUAUCAAUUCUAAAACAUUUUACUGGAUCUUCCAUUCAAAAUUCAUUACCUUUCUAUUUUGAAAAUGAUAUUGUUCUUUAUAAGAAUGGGGUAUCUCAAGAUAACCAGAUAACUAUGUGUUCGAUUUGUCAAAAUUGUUCUGAUGCUCUUUCCAAAGAGAAAAUUCCGAAAUUCUCAGCAGCGAACAACAUGUGGUUAGGUGACAUGCCUACCCAGUUACAAGGAUUAACAAUCCCAGAACAAAAGUUGAUCUCAUUGCAUCGUCAUAAUAGUUGUGUGAUAAAACUCCACUCACCUUUUCAUACAGCAACAACUGCACAGGGGGCGUUGAAAGGCAAUUGCAUUACUUUUCUCCAAAAUAUGCCAAAUAUUGUUANCCACUGUUAUGCUCGAUGGGAAUCGACAGAUGGUCGUUUCCCAUCCUGCGAUGGUAUGAGUCGUGGUCAGAAGUUUAGUCGACUUCUCCAAUAUUUAGAAAAAUGCACACAAGGUGAUUUUUAUCUUGAUGUUCUUCAUGGUGCUGUUGAUCGAAUCAAAACGAUGGAAGCGUUUAUGAUGCCGCUUGAUUUUUUUCCGAACGAUUCUUUUGAUGAAAGGAUUCAUGUGAUCGAUAUCGUGGCAAGAGAAUAUCUGGAAAAAGCAUCCGUUGACGUUCGUCAUCUUAUCCCAGCAGAUGUCUCUGGUGAUGGAAAUUGUCUGUAUCAUUCUGUUCUUCUUUUGAUGAACAAUUCUGUAAUGACAACCAGCGAGUUAAGAGCCCGCACUAUAGUCGAACUCAUUACGAAUGAAACGUAUUAUUCGAGUAUGUUUGCUUCCGUCAUUGGCCCUUUCGAUAUAGCAAUCAAAGGUGUGUGCAAAAACAACACAUAUUCGGAAUUAUACGAAAUUAGUGCUCUGUGCACAGUGGUCCGCUGUAACAUACGAAGUGUUUAUCCUGAAAUUGACUUUAGAGCCGAUAUGGCUAUUAUGAAUUCUGUCUUUACGCCGAUUCCACCGACUAUUGGAAAGUAUGAAAUAAAAAUUUUAUCGUCAAACGUUCGCAGGGAAGCCAUUCUACGGCCAAUGAAUAAUAAUCAUUGGAGUCCGAAUCAUUUCGUUCCUCCAAUGUUGCCAAGUAUACGGCAUGAAUAUGUUAGUGGUAGUCAAAUGAAAUUGAUUAACAAAGUGAGUGAUAAACUCUCACGUGCAGAUUUAAAUUGUCGUUAUGUUUAUUUCUAUUUUUCACAGACGCCUGAAAAGAAAACAACGAAGAAUAAUCACAAUUCUCAUGUACGGAUUCCUGAAUUUCAGUCUUCACCUAGUAGACGUUUACGUAGUGAAACUAGCACAAACAGUGAUCAUGUUCAAAUCAUCAAUUUAGAUACCAUGGAACAAAAUGAAAUGGAAAGGGAAGGACAGCAUCAAAUGCGACUUACCACUCUGAAAGAUCGUGCUCGUUUGAGACGAAAUAGUGAGACAGAUGCUCAACGUCAAAAUCGGCUGCGAAGAGAUCGAGAGCCAGCACGAAGUCGACGAGCUAAUGAAACACAAGAACAACGUCAAGGCCGACUAGAGCAAAAAAAAGAGUAUGCUCGAGCAGCUCGAAUGGAUGAAUCAGAGGAAGAACGUCGAAGUCGACUAGAACAGAAAAAGGAAUACGCUCGAACAGCUCGAAUGAAUGAAUCAGAGGAAGAACGUCGAAGUCGACUAGAACAGAAAAAGGAAUAUGCUCGAACAAGUCGAGUGAACGAAACAGCGGAAGAAUAUCAGAUUCGGAUUGAUCGUCAAAGAGAACGAAGUCAAUCGAAUAGAACUAAUAAAAAAUUGGAUGAAUUGGCGAUCGACAAUACUUUCGUUCAUCAACAAGGUAUCCAUGAUCAUGCAUAUGGGAAUAACGGCUAUAUAUAUCCUGCUCAUAACUCGAAGAAUGGAAUCGAACGUCACGAUAGUGCCACAAAUAGGAACAAAAUAAAAGAUUCUCUAACUUGGCCAGCACCCGUAUCCAGCGAAUUAAAAGAAGAAUGCUUAAAACAAUUUCUUCAACAGAUGUCUAUGGACAAGCUUGCUGAAGUGACCUGUGCAGUCUGUAAUGUUCGUAGUUCAAAACAGCAAUGCAAAAUAGUUCCAACUUCGACAAUAUCUCAUAAGGAUCUGCUCAAGGUAUCGAAUGAAUUAAAAGGUUGA
Molecule: messenger RNA, 6075 nt
Organism: Adineta ricciae
Lineage: Eukaryota; Metazoa; Rotifera; Eurotatoria; Adinetida; Adinetidae
Source: the annotation of a GenBank genome assembly